AUGCUGUUCUGCCCGACAUGCGCGAAUCUGCUCGUGAUAUCAUCAGAAACAGGGUACAAUAAAUGGGCAUGCAAUACGUGCGCAUACGAGUUUCCGAUCUCGAAGCAGAUGACUUCCCGCUCGCGUAUGAAGCGCAAGGAAGUAGACGAUGUGCUCGGAGGGGAAGAAACGUGGCGGGACGCAGAUUCUACUGCCGUCACUUGUGACAAGUGUAAUCACCCCCGCGCGUAUUUCUAUCAGCUGCAGAUCCGAUCUGCGGAUGAGCCCAUGACGACAUGUAUUUCCAGAUGUGCCGGAUGUGCCUACCAAUGGCGCGAAAAUUAA
Messenger RNA from Suillus paluster, 324 nucleotides. RefSeq lists its product as uncharacterized. The transcript is spliced from 4 exons. The record is from RefSeq and is a predicted model, not a curated record. Bases 1 to 324 code for a protein of 107 amino acids. Gene Ontology annotation, biological process: termination of RNA polymerase III transcription; DNA-templated transcription. Gene Ontology annotation, molecular function: DNA-directed RNA polymerase activity; zinc ion binding; nucleic acid binding. Gene Ontology annotation, cellular component: RNA polymerase III complex. Lineage: Eukaryota; Fungi; Basidiomycota; Agaricomycetes; Boletales; Suillaceae.